Messenger RNA from Elephantulus edwardii (Cape elephant shrew), 1578 nucleotides. RefSeq names its product zinc finger protein 282 (gene ZNF282). Bases 1 to 1578 code for a protein of 525 amino acids. Lineage: Eukaryota; Metazoa; Chordata; Mammalia; Macroscelidea; Macroscelididae. The transcript is spliced from 10 exons. Gene Ontology annotation, biological process: regulation of DNA-templated transcription. The record is from RefSeq and is a predicted model, not a curated record.
AUGCAGUUUGUGUCAACACGGCCGCAGCCGCAGCAGCUGGGCAUCCAGGGCCUGGGGUUGGACGGCGGUGGCUGGAGCUGGGCGCAGGCGCUGCCCCCGGAGGAGGUGUGCCCGCCCGAGUCGGCGCUGCGCGCGGACAUGGCCGAGGGGAUGCCCCCCAUGCAGGCUCAGGAGUGGGACAUGGACACACGGCGGCCAGUACCUUUCCAGUUUCCACCCUUCCCAGACCGGGCUCCCGUCUUCCCUGACCGAGUGAUGCGUGAGCCCCAGCUGCCCACAGCAGAGAUCUCUCUCUGGACAGUGGUGGCCGCCAUCCAGGCUGUGGAGAGGAAAGUGGAUGCCCAAGCCAGCCAGCUGAUGAACCUGGAGGGGCGCACAGGGACUGCCGAGAAGAAGCUGGCUGACUGUGAGAAGACGGCCGUGGAGUUUGGGAACCACAUGGAGAGCAAGUGGGCUGUGCUGGGGACACUGCUGCAGGAGUACGGGCUGCUGCAGCGGCGGCUGGAGAACAUGGAGAACCUGCUCCGCAACAGGAACUUCUGGGUCCUGCGGCUGCCCCCGGGCAGCAAGGGCGAGGUGCCCAAGGUCCCAGUGACCUUCGUGGACAUUGCUGUCUACUUCUCGGAGGAAGAAUGGAAGAGCCUUGAUGGGUGGCAGAAGGAGCUUUACCACAACCUGGUCAAGGAGAACUACAAAACCCUGGUGUCACUGGAUGGGGAGAACUCGGGCCCCAAGCCAGAUGCUGUGCCCCAACGUGAUACAAGGGAGGAGCCGUGUGUAUGGGAGCAGCGCAACCCUGAAGAAAGAGACAUCCCCAUGGAUCCUGACACAGGAACAGAGCCCCUGCUGCCCACACAGGACGCGUCCUCUCAGGUGAAGCGUGAAGAGACUCUGAGUGUUCGAGGCCAGCGGGCUGUGGAGGAGAGGGAGCUCCCCACGGAGCCCCUAGCUGACUCCCCAUUGUCUGCCCAGGACCUGCUGGCCCGGAUCAAGCAGGAGGACCACCAGUGUGUGUGGGAUCAGCAGGAUUUGGUGGAGAGAGAUAUCCCAACAGACCCCAAUUCAGAGUCUCUGCUCUCAGCACAUGAUAUUCUGUCAUGGAUCAAGCAGGAGGAGCAGCCAUUCCCGUGGGGCUCGAGAGACACCGUGGAGGGAGAACUCGGGUUAGACUCUGGCACUGGUGACAAUUUACUGAUGGUGAAGAACCCCGGCCCGGCUCCUCCACAGCCCCCGCCGCAGCCCGGUGGAGAUGGCACGGCCGGGACACUGCGGGGGUGGCCUGGUGACCACGACGGAGACCAGGUCACCACAGGGGUGCCCAGCUCACGGUGGGACCACCUGCGUCACUGCAAGGCUCUAGACUAUGGUUCCGCGCUCCGAGCUGCUCGUCGCCCUCCAGCCACAGGGGGCGCCACGGAGCACACGCCGUGGGGCCGGGCGGCCAAAGCCAGUCUUGGCCCGGAGACCCCCCUACUCCCAGCAUGCACGGCGCGCCUCCCAGCAUGCACCUGCGUCAACAGCGGCGGCGGCUUCCAGUGCGUCCCGCGCGAUCUGGGGUCGCAGACGGCCGGGCUUUGA